This is a messenger RNA of Clonostachys rhizophaga, 722 nucleotides long. NCBI's taxonomy places the organism in Eukaryota, Fungi, Ascomycota, Sordariomycetes, Hypocreales, Bionectriaceae. The record is from the annotation of a GenBank genome assembly.
AUGCGUCUUGACUACGGAUUGGCCAGCCGAGACGGAAGGAAUUGGGAGGGUGGGCACCAAUGGGUCUUCUCGACUCACAUCACAUUCAAUGGCCCCGUCACAACAAUUACUGACGGCCAGCUUAAGAAGUUGGCCGACGCGGCCUACGAGGAAAGUAAGUGGACAUUCAGCAAUACGAUCUCACCAUUGACAAGAAGCUUCAAAAGCCGAAAAUGCAGCCGGGAGUCGUGACAAUACUAGCAUUUGGGAACGAAAUCAUCUUGUCCAGUUCGCAAAAAGGACCAGCGGCGUUUAUCAACGAAGUCGCCGAGAGCCCCAUCAGGCAGCAAAUGGAACUCGGCCGGGCCGUCUUCAUCGACUUCAACAUCAAUUCUAACCCCGCACAGCAAGACCAUAGGAACGGCAGGAAGUGCGGCGAAGUCACGGCGUUCCACCAGUACUACCAGCUACACGCCCAACCGCUUCAGGAACGGACGCCGUUGGCCCGCGCAGGCACGGUGCACAGGAUCAAGAGCGAAGGAAACCAGCUUAAACUGAUUGACCCGUGCGGAACCAAGGAAGAGGCAAGUAUCCAGCUGGUCUGUCGCACAGCUUACGAGGUAAUGCUACUGUUGCUGACUGCUACUACACAGAACCGUUGGGGGUGCAACCUUAUGAUGUUGAACCCAGAUGGGCCCGGCAAAAUUGUCAAUUACCUUCCCGAAGGUCUUCAAGGCUAUUAG